UCAGCCUUAAAUGCUGAACAAGAGGUGGCGGUACAAGAAUUUAUACGAUCUUUAAAUCGUGAUGGUAAAUCAGUCGCUCGAUCAACGGCCAUCAAGUUUUUGUUUGCUCGGAAGUUUGAUACCUCGCGGGCUGUCUCUUUAUAUGAACAACACGAAGCUACAAGAGCCAGAGAAGGUUUAGAUGGCCUGGAUCCAAGUUCUGAGCCUUUAAAAUCAGAAUUACAAACUGGAAAAUUCACAAUUUUGAAUGAACGCGAUACCAAAGGGGCGGCAAUUGCAGUAUUUACCGCUCGCUUACACCGCCCGGAAAUUUGCCUGCAUCGCACGACUCUCGCAGGUGUCGUACAUCAACUUGAUGCCGCUACGGACGAUGCCUCUACGCAAAAGUUCGGACUCGUCUUUGUAUAUGAUAUGACCGACAGCAAGUACGCCAAUUUUGAUUAUGACCUUUCACAAAAAAUGCUGAUGCUUUUAAAGGGUGGUUAUCCUGCCCGGUUGAAACGUGUGUUAAUCGUGACGGCCCCCUUGUGGUUCCGCGCUCCUUUCCGCGUCCUGCGGUUAUUUGUGCGUGAGAAAUUGCGUGACCGCGUGCACGCCGUGGCGGCUGGUCAGCUCGCGGCGCUUCACGGUCUUCCGGAGCACGUGCUUAGACGCACGGGCGAGUUGUCUGUCGCUGAAGAGGAUAGGAGACACGCCGACUGGUUGGCUGAGUGCCUCGCUAGAAGAGAUCGGCGACGCAGAGAAGAAGCUGUUGCCAUACAAUACGCUGAAGACGUGCUCCUGGCGGUUGAUAAUAAGCACGUGACGGAGAACGGGCUGGAUCCAUCAGACGAGCACCGAGUUUUGGACCAGCAGCGUGUAGCGCACGUCGAUGGCGCUGCUGCCGGAGCUUUGGUUGCGCUCGAAGAUGAUGGUCAUGUGCAGGAUGACGAGGAUAACGCUAUCUCCAGUUCAGCCAGCUCUGGAUUCUCGGACGAUGAUUCUCUUGCACCAGGAGUUUGUGUCACAGACGUCGACGCGAUGACACUGUCUCAAUUAGCGCAGUCCAUCCGCGAGCGGGGUAGGCAAGGCUUGGUACAAGAAUAUGCAGAAAUUAGGGCUAGGCCUCCUGAUGGUAGUUUCGCACAUGCAAGGUCAAAAACAAAUGUUGCCAAAAAUAGAUAUACUGAUGUUCUUUGCUAUGAUCAUUCACGAGUAGCAUUGAAUACUUCCAAUAAUAUAGAUGGAAACCACUGCACUGGAGACUAUAUUAACGCUAAUUUCGUCGACGGGUACAAACAGAGAAAUGCUUACAUAUCCACACAAGGACCUUUGCCCAAAACCGUUUGCGAUUUUUGGCGCAUGGUAUGGGAACAGCAAUGUUUGGUCAUAGUAAUGACAACUAGAGUGGCAGAAAGAGGACGCACAAAAUGUCAUCAGUAUUGGCCAACAACUUGUGGUGAAACUCAACAGCAUGGGAUCUAUGCAGUCACUGCUGAACAAAUCACUGAGGAGAAACGUGGUUAUACAGUCACAGAACUUAUGCUAAUAGAUACAAGGACAGGUGAACAAAGACCAGUAUCGCAUUGGCAAUUUACAGCUUGGCCAGAUUAUGGUGUACCAGACAGUGCUGCAGCCAUGCUAGAUUUCCUAGAAGGUGUGCGAAUGAGACAGCGUGACAUGCUGGAAAAUGUUAAAGGACUUGCUGUUGCUCCACCAAUUGUUGUGCAUUGCAGUGCUGGUAUUGGCAGAACAGGAACAUUUUGCACAUUGGAUAUAUGCUUAUCGAGACUAGAAGAUGUUGGAACUGUGGACGUUCGAGGAACAGUCGAACGGAUAAGAGCUCAACGUGCGCAUUCUAUACAAAUGCCAGACCAGUAUGUAUUUUGCCAUUUAGCGCUCAUAGAAUAUGGUCGUAGAUCUGGUUUAUUGAGCCCAGCAGAAGUUGCUGGUCUUGUCAAUGACGGCAUAGAAGAUUCUGAUUGAAUGGCAUUAAAAGUAAGAUAAAAAAUUAUGUAAUUAUCCAACAAAUGAAGAGAAUGUUUACUCCUAUUGUAUUAUAUUGAUGAUGAUGUAGAUGAUUGAUUGUCAAAGCAUGAUUCAUCACACAUGCUGACACACUUGUAGUUCCCAAUAUCCCAUAAAUCUUUUGAAAUAAGAUAUGUUACAGCAAGCGUAUGUAUUUACAAAAAUCUUCAUAUUGAUGUUGUUAUACAUAUGAUCUGAUUGUCAUUGGUAUAACGGCCGCCUAUUGGAACACAGUUUAUGUUGCAUACAUAAACAUAUAGUGUGUGUGCAUAUAAAUUAACGAUAGCGUAUGCUGUAUAGCUGGAAUCUUAUAUUUAUAAUCACUUAAAGAGGAUUCCAGUUUCCCUAAUGGGAUCGAUAUUAAGGACAUGCUAAGAUACUGCAACUAUAAAGUUGAAAUGAAUCAUGUAAAUAAUGUAAAUGAGAAGUGCACUAUAUAUAUAU
Molecule: messenger RNA, 2451 nt
Organism: Ctenocephalides felis (cat flea)
Lineage: Eukaryota; Metazoa; Arthropoda; Insecta; Siphonaptera; Pulicidae
Product: tyrosine-protein phosphatase non-receptor type 9-like
Exons: 9
Coding region: 412-1965 (517 amino acids)
Biological process (GO): protein dephosphorylation
Molecular function (GO): protein tyrosine phosphatase activity
Source: RefSeq, a predicted model, not a curated record